Messenger RNA from Plasmodium relictum, 387 nucleotides. RefSeq names its product apoptosis-related protein, putative (gene ARP). The coding region runs from base 1 to 387 and encodes 128 amino acids. The transcript has 7 exons. The record is from RefSeq and is a predicted model, not a curated record. Gene Ontology annotation, molecular function: DNA binding. NCBI's taxonomy places the organism in Eukaryota, Apicomplexa, Aconoidasida, Haemosporida, Plasmodiidae. Gene Ontology annotation, cellular component: nucleus; cytosol.
AUGAAUAUUGAAAAGGCUGAAAUAAACUCCAAAUUAAUAGAGCUUUCUAAGCAAAAUUUAGAAGAUAAAAGUAAAAAAGAAUUAGAGCUCAAGCAAAAACAUGAGGAAUUAUUAGAACAAAGAAGAAUUAUAUUAAAAUCGUUGUUAACUCCAGAAGCUCAUGCAAGAUUGUCUAGGAUUGCCAUUGUAAAAGAAGAAAAAGCUAGAAAAAUAGAAGAUAUAAUUAUAAGAAAUAGUCAAAUGGGCUUAUUAUAUAAAAAAAUUGAUGAUGAUCAAUUAAUUAAAAUUAUAGAGCAAAUCAGUGAAAAAAUCUAUAAGAAAGAACCUAUUAGAAGAAGAAAACAAUUUGAUGAUGACGAUGAUUUUAACGAAGAAGAUUACAUUUAA